AUGACUGACAACGACCCCAAAAGCUACGCCUUUGACCUCGCCUCGGCGAUCCCCUACUUUGCGCUGCCACCCCCGAAACGCACCCUCUACUGGGACGACGGUGUCCACCUGACGCCCAGCGGCUACGAGUGGAUGGGCGGCCACGUCGCCGACGCGCUCAUCAAGAUCAUGAUCGAGGAGGCGACUGCGGCGGCGGCGGCUGCUGCAGGCACAGGUGCCGGCGGCAGCCAAGGGACGCGGCGUGCCAGGAGGAUGCUGCGGUACGCCAAGGACGAGCUGCUAUUUGAGGAGGAGACGGGGGAUCCGAGCCUGAUUCACGAGGGCUAUGUCAUUGUGCGGCUGAAAGACUUGAAUUGA
Molecule: messenger RNA, 357 nt
Organism: Verticillium nonalfalfae
Lineage: Eukaryota; Fungi; Ascomycota; Sordariomycetes; Glomerellales; Plectosphaerellaceae
Exons: 1
Coding region: 1-357 (118 amino acids)
Source: RefSeq, a predicted model, not a curated record